Cydia strobilella is the source of this 2642-nucleotide messenger RNA. Its product is annotated as KRAB-A domain-containing protein 2-like. The record is from RefSeq and is a predicted model, not a curated record. The coding region runs from base 44 to 1729 and encodes 561 amino acids. NCBI's taxonomy places the organism in Eukaryota, Metazoa, Arthropoda, Insecta, Lepidoptera, Tortricidae. The transcript has a single exon.
GCGAUACUCGCAUUCCGAGUCAGUGCCGCGCGCUCCACGCAAAAUGGCGGACGUUCUAACAUCAGAGCAUGCGUUAUCAAAAUCCAGUGAACAUUUUAAUAACAACGAAGUGAAAAAAAGUUACUUGGAACAAGUUAAAAUGUAUUACGCGAACAGGAAGUUACCUGUAAUGUCACCAUAUACGCGGGCGGUCGUGGAUAGAAUAAAAAAGCUUAUAAAAGAGAGGCAGUUUUUGAUGUCAGUUGGACAUCCUUCGUUGCAUUCGAAGUAUAAAGUUGCACACAAAUACGAAAUUAUUGAAAAAAAUGGUGAAGAAAUAUUAAUUUGUAAAAGAUUGCUGCCGGAUGAUCCUAUUGUUCAAAUCGUGCCAGCGGAAGACUGUUUUGCCAUUUUGGUCGAUGCUCAUUUAGAAACUAAACACGGAGGAAAAGAGAAAAUGUUGAGCACAAUAAAAAAAGGCAACUACGUCGUGCCAAAAACUAGCAUCGACUUUUUAUUGGCCGUUUGUAAAGUUUGCAACCUCAACGGUAGAAUAAAUAGACGAGCUGAUGAAAGGAUACCUCAAAUAUUUAAUUCUAGAGGGCAAGUAAGUUUAGUAGACAUGACUGAAGAGCCAGAUAAUCAAUUUAAACAUAUUUUGUGUUACAUAGAUAGGUUCACAAGUUUCAUGCUUUUGCGACCGCUCAUGACAGACACUGUACAAGAGACAGCCAUGGAAUUACUGAAGAUAUUCUUCGAUUUUGGACCACCAGAGAAACUAGAGACGUACAAUAGACCCUUCUUCAACCAAGUGAUGAGCAUAAUAAACACUGCACACAGUGUAUUCAAUAUAAGUCUGGUGUUGCCAGUGAAAAUGCCAGUUAUUACUCCGUUAGAUGUAAUAGCAAUGCUUCGAGAAUGGCAAUCUGAGACUGGUAGCGGCAAUUGGGCUAUGGGAUGUUAUAUGGUUCAAUGGAAUAAUAACUCUGAAAUGAGUAUCAAUAAACCAUCGCCAUAUUCAUCUGUAUUUAAACGUCCCUUUGCUGGAAAAGGUAAAGAAGAUAAACGACAAGGAAAUGAGAAGCCUGGAGAAAAUAGGUUAAAUAACGAAAGUGCUACUGUCACUGCUCCUCGUCUAACCUCUAGAGAUGAUAAUAGUCAAUCAAGUUCUUCCACAAUACUAGAUGGUGAUAGUGAGGAAGUUUUAAUUUUGCAAGAAGAGAAUGGCAUCAGCGAAGAUGAUGAAGAUUGUUUGAUAACGAUAACCGAGGCCCCUAAUGAAUCUGCAUCAAUACUGCCUCAACUACCUUUAACAACUGAGUCUAAUUCGAAAAACGAACCUAAUCAUAUACCUAAUAUCCUUAAAAAGAAGCGUCUGGAAGACGGUAAUAAUAUAAAAGUAGUUAACGUGAAUGAGCCGCUACUUGUUUUAUCACCAUUCGAAAAUAUUGCGAACGCAAUAAACAGUAAUAAUAUUUUAAAAGAGCAAAAGCAAGAUGAAAGCAAAAAAUCGCCAAAACCUUCGAACAAACGGUGUCAUGUUUGUAAAACUGAAAUAAAAACAGCCUACAUAUGUACCAAAUGUGUUAGAAAUGUGCAUUUAUUCUGUUCUGAUAGAUUAUUGCAGCCUAACAUUUCCCCAGACGUUUUAAGUGUAACGUGUACCUCAUGUACGCUCACGAAAAGGAACGAUAAGGUGAAACGCAAAUACGACGAGAUUGAUACCGAUAUUAUAACGAUUAAAGACUGAAAAAUCACAAUUUAAAUUAACAUCCAAAGAAACAUGCAGGUGUUAAUAAUUUCGUUUUUUUUAUUAAGUAUUUUACUACUUCAGAAUGACAAUGUAUGAUUUCGUCCUACCUACAUUCCUUAAUUUUUGAUGGCGGACCAAACAAAUAAAAUGGUCACCCUACUGUUGAAAGAUGUCCCAUGUAAUAAAAGAAAGAUAUGGAAUGAACGCAUCGCGUGCGUCGACGGCGAGGAAGCAACUACUUCCAUCUCUUUCUCUCUGCCGAUAACCCGCGCGCCGCGCCGCGCCGUUGCCGCUCCGACUGAGCAUUCUGCCUGACAACAAGCCAUCAAUAGCAAGUUGCAAGGACGCGCUUCACAACAAUUAUCUAGUAUAACUGGAUCCCGAGAUGAAUAACAGCUAUGCGUCGUUGAAGGUAUGAGUUAUACUGGUCAUUUGGCAUCGUAUCAUAUCGUUGUAAAUAGGCAGGCGCUGUGUAAUUGAUUGCGCGAGCGCAGUAGAGUCAAGCGCCAUAAGUCUAGUGUCACCUGACUUUCAAAGCUCUAACAAGUGUGCGUAAUCGAAGAACGCUCUUAGACUGGUUUUUGUGCAUUCGGCUCGCACGAGCCCAGUAAACAUUUGGAAUGACAAUGCUGAACAAACUUAUCUUUGCGAGUAACAAUGUCGCCACCGUCGAUGAAGCGCAAAAGUGCAGUUAUUCGAUGCCGUUAGUUCCAAAUUUGACCACUCGAUUAAGAUUAGUUUGUAAUUGUACGGACCGCUAGUGAAUGAAAGUGUUGCAUGUGUUAAGGAAUAUUGUUAAUUUGUUACGAAUUUAAUAGUAUUUUAUAUAAGUACGUUUCUAAUACCUAGUUGUUGAAUGUUUAAGUAGAAGAUUGUGAAUUGAUACCUACACAUUGUUGUCAUAAGAAAU